Messenger RNA from Amblyraja radiata (thorny skate), 6681 nucleotides. RefSeq names its product URB2 ribosome biogenesis homolog (gene urb2). Gene Ontology annotation, cellular component: nucleolus. Gene Ontology annotation, biological process: ribosome biogenesis. Bases 91 to 4659 code for a protein of 1522 amino acids. The record is from RefSeq and is a predicted model, not a curated record. The transcript is spliced from 10 exons. NCBI's taxonomy places the organism in Eukaryota, Metazoa, Chordata, Chondrichthyes, Rajiformes, Rajidae.
GCGGAACCGGCCCCUUGGAGCCGGCACGUGGAGCGAGCGGGACCCGAGCGGGACGGAGAGCCCGGGAUCCGCCGGCCUCGUUGGGGGAUCAUGGCUGCAAUUUACUCUGGCAUUCACCUGAAGCUAAAAAGUGCGAAGACACCAUGGGUGGACAAACUUAAACUGGCUCGAUUUGCCUGGAUUUCGCACCAGUGCUUUUUGCCGAACAAGGAACAGGUUUUACUCGAUUGGGUGAGUCACGCAUUAACUGGAUAUUACAGCAAGAAGCUUCAGUUCGGAGGUGAAAUUGUGGAAGGACUGUGGUCCUAUCUGAACGACGUUCUUCACAGCAAAAAGAUGCAGAAGCUGAUGGAGAAAGGGAAGAUCAUCACCAUUCGCUUCACAAUUGCGCAGAUCAUAAACGAGAGGAUCUCUGCGUGUUCCAGUGAGGUGCCCCACAAGGUUGACGUGUCAAGUCUGCCCAUGGUAUUGAGCUGCUGUCAGGGAAUCCUCGCCUCUUCUCCUUUCUCCAUCAUCUACACUAGCAAGAGUGAGCUGCUGGUUGACCUACUCCACAAACUCUGUUCGCUGGCCUGCAGGAGGUUGAAAUCGUCGGAGGCCUUGCACUCCACACAGCUCUUUGAUGUUCUCUUGUUGGUGUUCAGUCAGUACCUCGUUACGCAAAGGCAGCAGAGUAACCAAUCCCGGAUAUUUCAACAGGUCUGCAGCUCCCUCCUUCAGCCUUUUCUCCUCCUGCGACAUCUGCUGUCCUCGAGGUGCUGGGUGGAUGAAGAUGAGGUGUCAGUGAGGCAGCACCUUAGCAGGGAGAUCAAUAGUAAAAUCCAGGUGGCACUUCAGACUGGCCUGUUCCAUGUUGACUUGCUGAACUCAUACAGAGAAGAGUUCUUGCAGAGUAAUGACUCUCAAGGAAAAAAGCCGAGCUUCUCCAAGGGUUUGGCGGCACCCACCGAAACAAUACUCCUGAAGCUGGCCGAUGCUGCCUUCUUCAGCUCCGAUCUGCACUCCGCCAUCGUGUCCAGCUCAGUCCCGAUGCUUUACAGGCUCGCCGUCGAGUCCUACUGCAAGGACGAGAAUCAGCUUCUCUGCUUCCACAUCUUUGUCAGGUUCCUCGACUGCCUGCGGUUCCCGAAGGAAAAGAGCGGCGGGGAUGGAGCGUCUGUGGAAUGGAGCCACUGGCUGCUGGCCCUGGAUCAGCUUCUGAACUUGGUCUUCAGCAACAACAUCUACAACGUCUCGGUGGACAAGAUCCGGUGCGAGGGGGUGCAGUUCGCCCGUUACAGCGGGGUGGCAGAGAUGCUGCUGACCUACCCCUGCCCGGGCACGGCUGCCUGGUUCAGGUGUCUGAGGACCCUGAUCCUGCUGAACCACUCCAUCGUGGAGCCGAGCCUGGACGAGCUGGUCUCGCUGGCGUGGGUGGACGCUGAGGUCGGGGACCUCAGGGUGAGAAGAGCCCAGGAAGCCCUGCUGAGCACCCUGCUAGAGACCUACACCAAGCUGAGGCAGCUGCCCAAGCUGUUCAAGGAGCUGCAGUGCAUCAUCUGCCGCCCUGCCGCCGAUGAGUUGAGGCAGCCCAUCCUCUCCAUUGGCCUCACCGGGAAGUUGCGGCAGUGCCUCCUGGAAGUCACCAGCAGUCAGAUCGUGGACAUUUGGGACCUGAUCUUGGAGAGCUUGGAUAUGCAGAUUGACGAUCUGGCGGGGAGCUCUGACGCGGCACUGAAAGUUCUCACCAUGAGCAUCUUGUUGCACGCUAUCCUCUUCAACAUGAAGACCCUCGACGACAAAGCGCCGGUGCCAGUAAUCCGGAACACCCAGGUGCUGAUGGAGAAGAUGGUUCGAGCGGCGGUGGUGCCGCUCCUCCAAGUGGGUGCGGGCGUGGACAUGGGCACUUCCCCGUGGGCUGUGCGUGCCAGGAGCGCCGGGCUGAUCCUCAGCAAUGCCUGGGUGGAGGUGGACCACAUGCUGCGGCUCAACUGCAGCAAGUACGUCUCACCCGCCGGCCAGGCUGGCAGAGCGGGGACAGACUCUUGGAACCACAGCUGCCUCCUACCAUGGGUGGGACUGGCAGAGUGGAAAGCAAUGGCCCAGGCACCGCUGCCAGAAGGCGAGUUGAGCCAGCACUUCCUCCAGCUGCUUUCCCUGCAGAAGAUGAAACGGAUUUUGAUGGAGCCCGGGGAUAAGACAGAGACGGACCUCCCGUUCCUGAGGGCCACUGCUGCCUCUGUCGUCUCCUCUGGCAGAGCCGCCGUCGGUAGUGUCGGUGCCCGAGGGUGGGACGGAGAGCUCAGCACGCUGAAUGGUGAGACCUACGGUGUGGCGCACUGGCACCUGCUCACCACCAACCUACCCCUCCUGGUCCCCUUUCUCCUGCGGGAAGAGGUUACGUACCUAGCUGAGGUGGUGAUCACCUCCCUGUUGCAGAAGGGCACUGGGGAGGUGGGGCAGGACGAAGGAAGUUUGCUCUCCAUUCCCGCCAUGUGCCAGAGCCUGUUUUCCAGCGAGCUUCUCCCUGAAAUCCAGCCUCUGCACCAUGCAAUUUUACUCGGUCUGACCCAGAGGGUGAGAGGUCUGACAGCUGCCCCCAGAGCUGAGUUGCCCACGGGGUUACAGCUGGCGAGAAGUGGCCCGGAUGAGGAGCACAGAGGCUGCAGCAACUGGGGACUGCUGUUCUCUCCUCAAGACUCUUCACUCCUCGAUGCCCAGAGCAUGUUCUCAUCAGUAAAAGUCUCCCCCCUUCUCACUUUGCCAGAGGAGCGGUUGGAUCUACUCUCACAAAUUUUGGACCUGCUGUCUACUCUGCGGCUGGACUGCCUGUCCAACGCUGAUCAUCUCCAGUGCUUUCUUUUGCUGGUGUCCCUGAUCACCACCCUCAAACCCAGCUGUGAAAAGUCUAACAUCUCCAAGUACCUGCAAGUCCUGGAUAAAUGCUACUUCCUCCUCACUGUCCUGCUGACGGGUGCCAAUGAGAAGGCAGUCUUCAGGUUGGCGCAUGCCGGAAACAUUCUGGAGAAGGUCCUAGCUCCAUUGUUUCUGAUCAGCAGCGAGUUGUCCCCUUCUCUGGAAAGCCCAGCCUGGUCAGAACUUCUCCACACUCUCCAAUGCUUUCUCAGCAACUUUAUCCAGAAGAUCGUGGACAGGAAGCAAAGCAUGUGCCUGAACCUGGAGCAGAUCAUCACUUUCCUCUCAAACUCCUGGGAGAAAGCAAUGGCCAAAGAGGAACGCAAGAUCGUGGCUGAGCAGCUGCUCGUGGUUGCCCUGUUGACCUUGAGUUGUGUCGUCCGCACUGCCCUGCAGCAGACUGAAAAGAGCAGGCACAAGAGCAGAGCCCUGCCACCUCUCCUGACCCAGCUCACCGGGCUCUUGGGCUCUGUUCUCCAGUCACAUUUCGACAGAGGUGGAUUAGAUCAGUCUUUCAGUGUGCCUUGUGUCACUGCCCUUCUGGAGGCAGAGCUGUGCCCAAGAGAGGAGCAGAGCGAUGGGACCGGGGAGGAAAGGAUCCCAGACAAGGAGGGCCUGAAGCACAGUGACUUGUACCAAAGCAUCUGUUCCCAGGUUCUGCACCACCUCGCCACCUCCGCUCAUGAUCUGGAACCACUUCAGAAACAACUUGAGUUUUUACAAGUGUUCUGUUCAUCCUCUGAACUGUGCUCCGACCGCAAUGUCAAGACGGGAAUCCCCUCCAUACUCGGCGCUGUAAAGACCAUGCUCGCAGCUCCCUGGAUGACAUCACCGUUCGUUCGGUCGCUGGAUUCUCAGCUCAUUGGGCUGCUCACCUGCAUGUCCGAAAGAUGCACGGACCACCAGUUUUACCUCCUCGUCAAGUCCAUCACACAAGGCAUUGAGGUGGUCAACCUAUGGAAAGGACGGCACCCUGAUGUCGUGUCCUCUCUCAUCCUCACCACUACCCUUUUGAAAUGUUCGUCACGGGAAAACGCAGAAAAGACUCUGUGGUUUGCAGUCCCUCAGAUUAUCACAGCUCUCCUGGCUUUAUGCAAGAAAACAGCCCUCGAUGAACAUUUGGGCUUCAAGAUUACUUUGCUGAGUUUGGAAGCUUUGGCAGUUCUGAUCCAGCAAGGGGAGGGUAUGCUCUCAAAUCCACACCACGUGACACUUGCAUUCGACGCACUCUUGUGCAUUCCACUCGACCAGCUAAAACUGGAUGAAUAUGCAGGAGUUUUUCAAGCUAUCCACGAGGUGCUGUUUUCUAUAAUCCAGUCUCAGCCUAAGGUUUUGUUCAACGCAGCGCCCACCUUCCUCAAGUGUUUUAACCGUCUGGUCCUUUCUGUUGUGCAUAAAGGUCGUCAAAAAGCUGCAGGAGAGAAAGGUAUGACAAUGGAAAGCAAAGUGAUCCUGGAAUGUGCGCGCCUGGUAGAAAGAAUGUACACUCACAUUGCUGCUAAACCAGAGGAGUUUGCAAUGUUUUCUGCUUUCAUGGUGGCAGAGUACAUCAAUGAACUUCAAAAGGUGACCCUCAAUGCAGACGUGAAAAAGCUGUUGGCAGCGGGGGUAUAUCACCUCCUGGAUCUGGUGACGGAAAAUGAUCUCCGUUUUCUGAAUGCUUCAUUGCACUUGGGAGUGAGGGAGGUAUUUAAGGAGUUGUACGGUGAUUACGUGCGUUAUCACAAAAGCAAAAGACAAGGUGAAGAGGAAUAUACGGCUUAACCUGGAUGGAGUAAAUAGCAACCCUCAUGUCCUGUGCCUCUGGAUAUUUUAAUUACCGUGCACAUUUUAGAUUAAGGGAAUCGUACUGGCGAACUAAAAGACGAUGGGGGCAUCAUCCAUUAUCCUUCAUCCCAUAUCGAUCUGUGCACUUCAUAACAAGUGAGAUUGAGCAUUGCUGAUCUCAGCAUUCUCUUCUCCUUGUGGAAGAGGCAAUUUUACCUGCCCCAAUUAAAGUCAUCUUAAUCAGGAAGCUUCUAGCAUCUAGAAAAACAAUUGGGAUUUAAAAUGGGCAUGGCUUUCUCAUCAAUGGAUAAAAUGCACAGAUAUAGUAUGGAACAUGUAUAACAAGAUGCAACACGACCCAUAGGAGGAGUAGGUGAAGACAAUUAUUCCUCUCUUUAAUGGUAACCAACCUUAAACAUUUUGUUUGACUUUUUCCGAAGAUAUAGCUUUGGAUCAAAAAUAUAUCAGUGAUGAAUAUUCCAGGUCUACUUUAGUUUAGCUGCAUACAGGAUGUCAGUGUUAAGUCAUUUUUGGAUUAUUCGUCAUCUAGAAAUACUGAUGCAAAUCGCUUCAUGGCAGCUGAGAUGUUUACAUAUAUAAUCAAUAUAAAGUAUAGUAUCAGUAAUUGUAAUCAAGAAACUAGUAAAUAGGUAGAGGAGGCCUCUAGGUCCUUCAACCCUGCUCUCCCUUCGAAAAUAGUCUUGACUGAUAGUCAUAAAGUGUGGAAACAGACCCCUGGCCCAACUUGCCCAUGCCGAACAACAUGCCCCAUCUACUAGUCCCACCUGCCUGCGUUUGGCCCAUAUCCUUCUGAACCUAUCCAAUCCAAAUGUUUUUUAAACAAUGUGAUAGUUCCUGCCUCAACUACUUCCUCCGGCAGCUCGUUCCAAACACCCACCACUCUAAAAAAAAGUUGCCCUCAGGUUCCUAUUAAAUCUUUUCCCCCUCACCUUAAACCAAUGUUCUCUGGUUUUUGAUUCCCCGACUCUGGGUUAAAGACACUGCAUUUACCUUAUGUAUUUCUUUCAUUAUCUUAUAUACCUCAAGAUCACCCCUCAUCCUCCUGAGCUCCAUGGAAUAAAGUCCCAGCCUACUUUACAUCUCCCUCUAGCUCAGGCUAGAGCUCAGGCUCGUGGAUCAAUCUUCCAAAUCAAUAUAUAUUCAUAUCUUCCCAUACCCUUUGAUUCCUUUUGUCUUGAAAUUUAUCUAUCGCCUCAAAUAUACUUGCAAUCAAUACAUUGUUCUCUUGCCUUGGCAAACGGAUCACAAAUACAUGAUCUUCACUGAAAGACAACAGUAUUUGCAAGACAGGCUGUUUGCAAAACUUUUUUAUUAAGUAAGAAUUUACUUCACUAAGUUCCUAUUGAGAGGAAUUUAGCCUUUGUCUGUUGUUACCACUGGGCAAUUCACACCCACACCAAUGUCCUGUACAUGUCUCUUGGCUAAAGAUCAAUGAAUGGUGACCUUGCCCACAUCCCAUAAAGAAAGGAAGCCACUACUGGUUUUCCUUUCAAGAAUAACUUAGGACCCAGAAUUAAGGCUCUGCAUGGAACUCUGAAAGACAAACAUAAAAUGCCAGGUAGACAAAAAUGCUGGAGAAACUCAGCGGGUAGGCAGCAUCUAUGGAGCGAAGGAAAUAGGCAACGUUUUGGGUCGAGACCCUUCUUCAGACUGGUCAAAAUGCCAUGUAUAUGCAGCAGGUAAGAUCAGCAUCCUUAAAUGUUCACCAUCAAUGCUGCCUGACUCGCUGAGUGCAACAUUUUUGGUUUCAGAUUUUUCCACAUCUGCAGUGCUUCGAUUCUGUGUUGUACCUUUCCACCAGGAGGAGGAGUUUUUUACAUCAAUAUUUAAAUCCUCAUUCCAAAGAAUGAGAAAGCUAGCUGGUUGGUUCAAAAUAAAUCAUGUGAAUAGAGUAAGGGUUACUUGUGGGGCAUUUGGAGUUAAUUCCUGUAAGUUUACCAUGCUUUUCAACAUUUGUAUAUAUAUUUUUGUAAAUAAAUCUAAAACAAUUUACCUGUA